AAAUAAAAUGGAACGUUCUUCUGUUUUGAGAGAAAAUCGGCAAAGGCCCAGAGCACCACCAUCCCCAUUGAUGUUUGAGUCAGAUGAAGACCCGGAAGAAGAAGACUUGGCAAACAACAGUAACAAAGAGAAUGCAGAGGAGAGCGUUGUCGAGCUUAACAAAGAGGAAAAAAUUUUAAAAGGUUUUCAAACAGUGUUGAUGGGGAUUCCUCCUCCUCCGGCUUUCACUGUACCACAGCUCGAUUGCCGGGAAAUCCUCAAGUUAUGGAGGGAAAACCAGUCCUUCAGAGUUACAUUGUCUCCUGAAAAACGUGAAAACAACACAAGUGUGUGCAAGCAGGAAGAAAAUGCAGCAAAAGAUACAAAAUGGCCUGAAACCUUACAACUUGAUUAUUGGGAUGUAUACUACAACAAGAGUUCAGCAAGUGAAGAGUUGGAACGUCUGAGUAUUCGGUACAAAGAGAGGUAUGUGGGAGUUGAAACGUCGUCCUGUGUCAAUGCUCUGUUCGCUAAGAGUCCGUUGUGCACUGCCAGCGCUCGCAAAAGAGCGCGCCACCGAGCGUGGGGUCACAGUCCAGGUCGGCGACUCAGCCAUCUGGCGCGCCGGCGCAAGGCGUUCUCAUCAGCCAAUCUGUGCAGUGUCGCCGGCAACAAGAAUCCGGACAAGAAGAUGAUAAUGGUGGAAAUUAAGAAACUUGGCAACCGGCAGAAGAAAAAGGGAUCAGCUAAGAAGACAAAACCGACGCCAAAGAAGAAGAGUGAAACCCAGUCAAGCAAUUAUAAAAGGGCUCUGUUCCAAAGUCCAGAUCAGGAUCCGACGUCCAAAACUCCAAACACUCAUUGCGUCCAGAGAUCCAAGCGGAAUUUGUUUGCCGAGAGUAGUGAGAAAAAGAACCAGUUUGGGAAACGAGAGAGGCCGAUGCCGAAGAGGGUGAGUCCUCGUAAGCGGGUGAACAGGAGCUUGUCGUUCCAAGAGAGUUUACAGCCUUCCGCCCCUCCUCGAGUGCCUCCGCCUAAACCACCUCCUACGGCCAAUCAGCCGCAACCUUUGAGCGGAACCCAUAAGCAGAAGAUGCUGUGGGCUGCCACCAACGCCCUGCGAGAGGAGGGGAUCAGGAUGAGCCACGAGUUAUUCCGUCCGUGCAUGACCGUGCUGUUCCGUACAUGCCACAGGUUGUGGCUCACGAGGUUUGGCGCAGACCUGCAUGACGGAGAGGGUAGCACCAGCGAGCGCAUGUUGGCUCUGGCUAAACAGUUCAGCUCUUACACUGUCCGAGAGAUCGGUUCAGACCCAACUUCAGAACACAUGGCGCUCGUCUACAACAACAGCUUGAAGAUGGCAGAGACAAUUUUCAACCAACCCAGCAGCAGUGGAGUCAGUAAGAUGUCUAAAAAUAUAAGCAGUGAUUUGAAUGUCAAUAGUAAAACUACCAAACUAUAUAUGGAUAUUGACACUGAUAAGCCUGUGUUAGGGAGUAAUAGAAUAGCUAACGUAGAAAUGAACAAUAAAAUAGUUGACAGAACAGAUUCAUCAGUAAAAGUAAAAGCUAAGAGUAAAACAAGGACUCCGAGUAAAAGUGAUAGUGCAAGAGAGAAUGCAUCAAGAGAAGUAUCUAAUCUGCAAGUUUGUAAUGCACAAACUAUAGUGAAAAACACCCCGUCCAAAGUAAUCUGCAGAGAUUCACCUAGAAGCUCGCCUAGAUUUGCCAAAAGACCUGAAGCAAACACUAACAAUGUUCCCUCACCUAGUGGUGGUCAGAACGGAUCUGAAGCUAACUCUAGCUCAAGUUCAGUUUUGGAAACUACCACUGCUUCAUCUUUUGCUAGUUACCAGAUUACUGAGUCUUCAGGAGGACGACGAAUCACUAGGAGCGUAUCAACUGAUACUAAACGUAGUCUUAGAUCUACCAAAUCACCAAAGAAGAAGACAGAACUUGUAGACAGAUUUCUCAGGAUGCUGAGUCCACAGGUUCUGCAAGCUCUAGUCAAAGUAAAGCGGAACACAGUGAACCCUUACCAGACUCGCCAGAAUUUGUAUCACCACAGACCCGAUCAAGAAAAGCAAAAUCAACCAAAAGUGUUUCCUCUAAUAACCACCGAAGUUAGAGCCUCACUGGGCAGACUGAUGAAGGGGAAGCAGAAGAUUCUACAUCACCUCCGUCACUUGCUCCGCAUUGGGAACAAGAAAGUUGCAGCGGUACAAGCACUUCUUUGCCCGAGUCCAUAA
Molecule: messenger RNA, 2227 nt
Organism: Macrosteles quadrilineatus (aster leafhopper)
Lineage: Eukaryota; Metazoa; Arthropoda; Insecta; Hemiptera; Cicadellidae
Exons: 10
Coding region: 8-2227 (739 amino acids)
Source: RefSeq, a predicted model, not a curated record